Drosophila navojoa is the source of this 814-nucleotide messenger RNA. RefSeq lists its product as uncharacterized. Lineage: Eukaryota; Metazoa; Arthropoda; Insecta; Diptera; Drosophilidae. The record is from RefSeq and is a predicted model, not a curated record.
UUUUUUUGUUUUGGGUGUAUUUUUAUAUAGGCGCGCAUAAAUUCUUUGUAUAUGUUUAGGAGAGGAGAAUCUAUUCACAAAAAUGGGGGAUAACGCUGGAAACACUGAAAAAGCCCGACGAAAGUUCGUGGCAAUAGUUUAUCUGAUGACCCUUGUCGCACUCCUGCUGGGUCUGGCUCAAUGGCUGGCUGUUGCAUUUUUAGCGGGCUUUGGCGAUGUAUUUAGGGAUUAUGAAUUUAUCAGUGGAAUAUUCUUUACGCUUUCGGUAAUACUAGCCAUCAUCUUUGUAUUUGUGGAGAAAGUUCGUACCAUAAUCGCUCUGAAUUGGAUCAUGACCAUUUUAAUUAUGGAAUUCGCAAUUGUGGGAGUAUUUGCGCUGUGCGCCCGAUCGGGUUGGCCGGAACUACUCUUAUGGUAUUUGAUAUGUCUCCUUAUCUUCUUCCUUGCCAUACUAGUGGGUUCGAUUCUGCCGCAUGAUCUGACCCUUGAUGUCGUCAUAUUAUUUGUCAUAUCAUUUAUCUUCUUAAUUGUGUCCAUAUUUCUGAUCAUGUUGCAUAUAAUGACCCGUUCAUCGCAUUCGAUCAUCCUGUACCAGAUAUUCGUCAGCGUUAUAAUUCUGACGUUUGUCAUGUAUCACGCUCAGACCAUUAACGGCGGACGAUUUGCGGAGUUGAGGGUGAACGAUUAUCUACUUGCUUCCAUAAUACUCUUCUACGAUUUUAUUGUCUUGUUCUUGCUAACAUUCUAUGUGCAAGUUCGAUUUCCGCUUGUCAGGAAGGAAGAACAAACAACAGCAGCGCCAACCUUGCCUUAG